This is a messenger RNA of Ostertagia ostertagi, 363 nucleotides long. NCBI's taxonomy places the organism in Eukaryota, Metazoa, Nematoda, Chromadorea, Rhabditida, Trichostrongylidae. The record is from the annotation of a GenBank genome assembly.
AUGGUUUCAGGAAAGCGCACUGGUGUAUACGGUGGCUAUCUGCUCGCGUGCUACUGCCCUGAGUCGGAGGAAUAUCAGAGUAUUUGCAAGAUUGGUACUGGAUUCAGUGAUGAGGAUCUUAAGUCGCAACAUGAGCUGCUGAAAGAAUACGUCAUCGAGAAAGCCCGACCCUACUACGUUUUCGAUGAUGCUUCAAAACCUGAUAUCUGGUUCGAUGCUAAUGUCGUUUUUGAAGUGAAAUGCGCUGAUCUGUCUAUAUCACCUCUGUAUUCUGCGGCAAUUGGUACAGUGGAUCCUGACAAAGGGAUAUCGCUCAGAUUUCCUCGUUUUGUUAGAAUAAGAGAUGACAAAAAAAGCAGAUGA